AUGCCUGGCCAUGUCGUCAAGAGUCUUGAGGGGCUUCUGGGGUCGGACAGGUUGUCAUUCGGAGCAGCCAUAAGGGAGCAGCAUGGGAGAGACGAGAGUUAUCAUGCGGAUGCUGAUGGGAUUUUCCCUCCUCAGGUCGUCAUACUCCCGCGCAGCACCGCCGAAGUCUCAGAGAUCGUGAAGAUAUGCAGCCAUGCCAGGAUCCCCAUCAUUCCUUCCGGCGCCUGCACCUCGCUGGAGGGGCACAUAGCCGCGCUCAGAGGAGGUGUCGCACUGAACAUGCGGGAGAUGAACAAGAUCCUUGAGGUCAAUCAGGAGGACAUGGACGUCAGGGUCCAGGCAGGAGUCACACGAAUACACCUGAACGAGUACCUCCGCGACACGGGGUUGUUCUUUCCUAUCGAUCCUGGUGCGGACGCAUCGAUCGGCGGCAUGCUGAGCACACGAGCCUCAGGUACCAAUGCAGUGCGGUACGGAACCAUGCGGGACAACGCCCUGAGCCUGGAGGCAGUGAUGGCUGACGGCAGCAUCAUUUCGACGGGGAGCAGGGCAAGGAAGAGCUCGACGGGCUACGAUCUCACGAGGCUCUUGAUAGGAUCUGAGGGAACUUUGGGCAUCAUAACAGAAGCUACCAUCAAGCUCCACGGGCAGCCGGAAGCAAUCUCAGCUGCCCACCUUCAAUCUGAGUUUCUUACAGAUUCUGUCAAUGCUACCAUAUGCAUCAUCCAGAGUGGAAUACCCGUAGCGAGAAUUGAACUGCUGGACGAGAAGACCUGUGCUGCUGUCAAGGCGCAAAGUAAACUAGAACUUGAAGCGAAACCGACAUUGUUCUUCGAGUUUCAUGGUGAAUCAUGGAACUUCCUGCAAGCCAGUCCUCACCAGCUUGCAGGGGAAAUCUGCAAGGACUUCGGGGGCAGUCGCUUCAAGUGGGCAGGAUCGGCAGAGGAGCGAACAACACUGUGGAAGGCAAGACACCAGGCCUACUACUCCAUCAUCGCCCAGAGGCCAGGAUGCAAAGGGAUGCCCACUGACGCUUGCGUGCCCAUCUCAAGACUGGCCGAAUGCAUCGAGGAGACCGAGGGUGACAUGGUUGCCUGUGGACUGGCUGGUUCCAUCCUUGGGCACGUCGGGGACGGAAACUUCCACUGCAUCCUCGUCCUCGAUCCCAACAACCAGGACGAGAUUCAUGCUGCUCAUCAGUUUGCUGAACGGCUAGCGCGCCGAGCGAUCAGGAUGGGCGGCACCUGCAGGAACGUUGCUGCCCUUUUCGAUGGAGAGCAUGGAGUUGGCUACGGGAAGCUGAAAUUCAUGGAGGAGGAAUACGGGCCUGCUGCCAUCGAAGUCAUGCGGAGUAUCAAGAAGGCGCUUGACCCGCUGGGGAUCUUGAAUCCUGGCAAGAUGGGUUCGUAA
This is a messenger RNA of Guillardia theta CCMP2712, 1410 nucleotides long. RefSeq lists its product as hypothetical. Bases 1 to 1410 code for a protein of 469 amino acids. The transcript has 17 exons. The record is from RefSeq and is a predicted model, not a curated record. Gene Ontology annotation, biological process: lactate catabolic process. Gene Ontology annotation, molecular function: D-lactate dehydrogenase (NAD+) activity; D-lactate dehydrogenase (cytochrome) activity; FAD binding. NCBI's taxonomy places the organism in Eukaryota, Cryptophyceae, Pyrenomonadales, Geminigeraceae.